Messenger RNA from Cylicocyclus nassatus, 234 nucleotides. The record is from the annotation of a GenBank genome assembly. NCBI's taxonomy places the organism in Eukaryota, Metazoa, Nematoda, Chromadorea, Rhabditida, Strongylidae.
AUGAAUGAGCUUCUCGAACAAUAUUAUAAGGGAGACACAGAGCCUAAAAUUAUAUGGAUAGGACACGAGAAUGGUGUUAAGCUCAAUACAAGGUAUGAAAUCAGUGCCACAGAUUUGGCACAGAAACUGUUCGACAACUGGGACGAACUUUUUAAGAAAUGGGAUAACGAUAAAAAUUGGAAAGGCUACGGCAAGUUCGACAGAAAAGUCUGUAAGGUGCGGUUUGACUUAUAA